Molecule: messenger RNA, 2079 nt
Organism: Plasmopara halstedii
Lineage: Eukaryota; Oomycota; Peronosporomycetes; Peronosporales; Peronosporaceae
Exons: 5
Coding region: 1-2079 (692 amino acids)
Molecular function (GO): protein binding
Source: RefSeq, a predicted model, not a curated record
AUGGCAACGCGCCCCCCCCCAGUACAGGACCCUGGGAUCACUAACGAAGCUACCACGCCAUCAAUUACAAAGGCAUCCCCAUUCGCGUCAAGCCCCGUUGCGAUAGUGAACCAGGCUCGUCCAGGAUUUGGCGCCAUCGGGCAGUUUCCAGGCCAUGCAGUGCGUGCCGCUUCGACUCAGCUAUCCACCCCUCUGGUUCCGCAACGCCAAAUACUGACAUCUAUCGCCAGUAUUUCAUCUGAUCCUUCAACGUCUUUUUCUGAUGGAAGACGUAGUCACCCUCCAGAGGAAGCAAAUGAAGUCUUUAGACAGCCCGUGCUGGAAGAUGGAUUAAUGGUUGGCGACGUCAGGCAAGCCUCGGUUCCAUCUUUGCAGCGACAUCGAAACAGCGUCGGACCAUUUGGUAGGCUCUCUGCCCCAUCGCAAAUGCAGCCAGCUUCCAGCGAAGUUCUGGAGGAGGAGAAAACCCUAUUUAGCCCGACAUUUCCAUUGCAACAACCGAACCAACAAGAAAAUUAUGAAAGCUUGAUUUACCCGGAUGGAUUUUCUGCGCCGUCACCCCCAAUGCUAUCGCGGCAUUCUUCCUUCACAGCCCCACAGAGCCCGAUGCAUUCGAAAUUUAGCAAGUCCCUUCUCCCUUCUGUCCAAAAUCGAGCAACUCUUCAGUUUGCGACAUAUCAACAGCAAUCAUCUGCUCAAUCAUCUGGACAAGCACCGCUUCCAAUCGACCCAGGUUUGGACUAUACAGACAACAUUCGCUCGCAAUCUGUUCGGGUUUCUUCUUCAUCACAACCUACACCAGGAUCUGUGCAUAUUGAAACGCAAAAGAUUCCUCGACCGUCCCGGUAUGUGGCGUUGGACCUCCCUACGACCACUCAUCAAAUCACGCCUAAGGCUCUCACAGCCAACGAGCUUAUUGAUCAAUUCAUGAAAAUGCAAGUUGAUGAGCGCUUCGUAGGAAAUGGAAUUGCAGCCCCUGUCGCGAAAAAAAUGUAUCUUGAAGACAUUCCUGACACUAUUGAAGGACUAGAAGCGAUGUAUACGCAAAAGCGUUGGAAAUCACUGACAAAGAAGGCCCUUUUAAUGCUGCAAAAGCCGCCUAAAAAUUUGUAUGCGACGCUGGAAAUUAAGUCGUGGUGGCUUGCUGGGCUUAUCAAAGAGGGUCACUACGACAAUGCUGCUAGUGUGCUAGAUCAAGUUGGUAAUAUCGACCAGAUAUCUAUUUUAGAUGGUUGCAACCAGUUUGUUCGUAUCCGUUUAUACCUUCUCCAAGCGCUACUAAGUAAGUGCCAAGGAAAACUUGCGAAUCACGAAAAACAGCUCUUUCAUUUAAUAUCGCGACUGAAGGUUGCAAUUCAGCAGAAGUCGACUAAGGCUCUAUUAAAUGUUGAGAUAUCUACGGCUGCGCGGUGGUUGCGGAUCGCACAGUUUGCGCUUGCGAAUCAUCUUGUUUCCCAGCAAAAAUUUACGCUGGCUUUGCGAAUCUGCUCUGUGAUCGAUGAACAUUAUGUGAGUGAUCAAGAAAAAGUUAUCAUUCUCUCUCGGGUGGGUCGUAUCCGUUUGCAAAUGGGUGAUUUGGAAGCAACACAAAAAUUAUUUGAUGCCGCUCGACAUCUUAUUGAUCGACUUAAGCUCAGGAGUGGCGACAGUCCUACUGUAGCAGCGGAAGAUAUGGCUGCAUUGGAAGCACGUCUGCUUUUUGAUGAUGGACUUUUGUUUUUUGCACAAAACAAGUUACAAGAAGCGCUCAGUGCGUUCGAAUCCGUUAUGUACCUGCAUGUCAAAGCGGAUGAUGUUGAAGCUGACCUCUUUCUCGGAGAAGACAUUGUUUGCUCAGCUGUCAACAACUACGCCAUUUGUGCACUCUACUGCUGCGAUGUCAAGGCUGCUGUGGCUGCACUAGAGCAAAUGAUCAGGUCAAAUCCGAGGCGAUUUCUUAAUGGAGUACUUGUGUUCAACCUUAGCUCGCUUUAUGACCUAUUGUUUGACAAUGUCACUAGCAAAAAUCGUAAAGAGAUGUUGAAGAAGAUCGCUGACAUAUGCUUUCACGAUUGUUGCGACCGUUACCUUCUUCUUUGA